UACGUCUAAUCAAAAUAAUCAGCAGUUUUGUGCUUAAGUUUGACGUGCUGUAAUAUGCUUGCACAGUUCAUUGUGACCACACUGGGACCAUACAAUUGACUGUUUUUUCUUUUUUGGUUGUUUACCUAUAAAAUAUUUCCUUGCUGGUAUUCCAGUGGGUAAAAUGUCGUUCGAUCUGUUAUCUGAGAUGAAUGAAGCCGCUGUAUAGCUUUGAUAUGUCAGACAGCCGCUUCUGUGUAUCCUUAUCCUGAGACCUCAUGAAGCGGAAUUGCAUAACAUGCACAGCUAAUCUUUGUCCACCUUACGUAAUACCUAUCGCCUGUUUAUCAAUCCGAAACAAUGUAGCAAUGUAUUUAUCCAGUCAGAAUAGAAUAGGCAAGGCAAAAAAUGGGUGUAACUUAGGCUUGGUUUAAGGACACAUCAGUAUGACUACACCUUCCCUUCACAAGAAUUGAAUUGUAAGUAUUCAUAGGAUCCCAUUAUACUGUUUAUUAUGUGUGGGUCCAAAUAGUGAUGGUGAUAAAUUUGUUACAUUGCUCGCAUAAAUAGCCCAUUCCCUAGCCUCACCAUUCUGAGGGAGCACGUCUUGGCAUGGUAAUAUUUGCUGGAAAUGUGUACGCCAAGGGGCAGCCUUGGAUAGGGCUGAUAAGCAGGUUGGAUUGUGGUCCGGGUUCUUCUAUACCGGUGCAGAAAGCCGUCAUUCACAUUUCCAUCACAGAAGCUUUUCCCCGGAGCAGCUGAUUGGUCAUGUGACAGAUUAACCCCUGUGACACCAGCCAGCACAGAGCAACGUUUAAACAAGGUACCAUGGGAAGGCAGCACUGCUUGCUCAGCCUGACACUGCAGUAUGUACUGUAGGACAAUGCAGUAACACUGCCUGUGUUACAGUACAUUGAAGUGUCUAACGAUUCACAGAAUCAUUUAUAAAACAAAGAGAAGCACCAAAAUAAACUCCUGAAUUUAGGGGUCCCCUUACGCCACCCAGAUCAUAAAAACUAUUAAGAAUUAAUUUGAUGCUAUUUUAUUCAAAAAUAUUACACAGAAUCUCUUUCGUACAGAAGGAGAUUCAAAUGCACAAAAUAUUUUGGGUUGUUAGCACUUGACUUGUGACUUGGAAUGGCUAGGAGCCGUAGUAUUUGAGUUGUACUUCUAGUGAUUUGCAUUUUGUUUGACUUUAACGUUUAUUCUUGGAAGUGGUAGAGCAUUUCAAAAGUCCAGUCUGAGUAUAGAUCCGGCAUGAGGUUCAUUUGUGGAACAUCUGCCCAAUCUAAAAAUACCACAGUGGGAAUACAUAAACAUAGAAGAAUGAGAGAAUCUUUCCACUGGCUGACAGCGUGACCCUUUGCAUGCUGGGAGGUCUCAAAUAACAUUAACUGCUGAUGGAUGAAAAGGAAUAUUACAUGCUAGUUUUGUCUGCAAGCCAGGCGAAAACUCAAAAAGGAAAAGCUUCAUUGUUCAUUUGAAGCAAAACAAAUCAAUCGUUUGGAAGCAUGUGCAAGUUGGAAUCUUUGGUGCACUUAAUCUGCUGACCUCUCAUUUUUUUUCCCCUACAAAAAGUUUCGAUCUAAACUUUUUUUAAACAAAUUGUGUCAGCAUUUUUUUCCCUCUAGAUUUUAAGUUUGUGACCCUUUAAGUUAUGCUGGUGGAUGAAAUCUCUCCCAGGUUUGAUGUUUAGUCUGGGUUCGUUAUUAAUGCAUUUAGUGCUCUGUUAAAGCUCGCUGUCCCCACAGACGGGAGGAAUUUCAUUUCCUUUCCAUGUGAUUUUUUUAGAAAACAAUGGGAAAUGUCAUUUUUAUAUAUUCAAUUUAUUCAUAAUUAUUAUUCUCUUAUUUACCAAAAAUAAACAGUGAAACUUUAAUCAGAAUUAUUGCAGAGAAGCUUUUAGUGGUUCUCCUUUAGUAGAAAAGAUGGAGCAUCUUCUAGCAGCUCAGUACUGACCGGUUGAUCCCGUUGUCUUGUGAGAGACAGUCGGGGCUCCAGCUUUCCAUCCAGUCUGUUUACUUAUCUAAGUCCCACUGACUUGUGUAGGACAGCUGGAGCAGCCAACGGCAUAGUCUACAAUGACUUGUCUCCUUGGCAUCUGAGGGACAACAUGGCUAAUUCCUCAGUAAUGCUUCAAACAAAUACCCAGUUAUUAUUCAUCUGAGAGCCUUUAUUGCCAUAUUUCAUAAAAAAAAAUUAAAAAAACCACUUUCAAUCAAUGGGCUAUUUUCAAGGCAUCUGUGGAAUUUGGGAUGUCCGUGGUAUUUUGUGAAUUCACUGUGUUCAGGGCAUUCUUAGAAUUCAGGUUGUCCAGGGUUUUUACUAUGUCCCGGCAUUUUAGUACAUUCAGUGUAUAUCCUGUGUUCAGGGUUUCAAUAUUCAGUGUGUAUGCAGUGUUCAGGAGGUUCCAGUUGUGGUAUUCAUAGGUCAUUCCAGGGGCAGUUCUAGUGUUAGAGGUUAUCGGGGGCUUAGAACUGAAAUUGUUGCACAUCAUAACAGUAAAUAUAUUCAUAGCCUGUGCUGUGUGUGGGCACCCCUGGUGCUGAUCACGGUUCAUGCCAUGGGCCUAAAACAGAUAUGCAAGCAACAACUGCGCAAAUCAAGCUAAAUGCUCCAUCCUAAGUGUCACCCUAUUUGUGUUGCAAAGUGUAGUGCAAGACAUAAUAGUGAAGACUAUAAUAGAAUAGUAUUGUGUAAGCUAUAGUAUUUAAGUAAAACAGCUUUACUAAAGCUUCUCGAUUGGGAAUUCCUGCGAUACAAAUUGCAUCAAAAGAAUUCACGUACAGGGGAUUCUUUUAUCCUAUGAUGCUUCUUGUCCUCUCAUUCAUUCCGCAGCCCUCUGGAAUAUAAAAAAUACCCGGCCUUAGAUCAUUAGUUCAUUGUGUGACCAGAAUAUAAAACCACAGGCCGAAUGUUUGACGCACAGCACUGGCAAUGACAUCACGGCCAUCCAGUUAUCGGCCCACUGGCGUUAUUUCACUUUCACUUAUCAGGGGGUGGGGAUGAUAAACAGCCAUCCUACUGUCUUGCAUUAUAACACCUUGCCUGUCCUGUUAAGUCGAUCAUUAUAGCAUAAGCAUGCAAGGAGGUGCAUUGCUAUAGAUAGGAGGCUCAGGAUUUCUGCAUACCUGCAUGUGUGUAGUGUUACCAUUCUGUCAUCCCUGUCAGAAACCACACUUUGACAUAUUGUACAGCAUCACUGAACCCCAAUACAUACAUUGUUCCCCAAGCUAAAAACUCCUCUAUAUCAAGUCAAAUGUCACAGCAAUGGAGCUGAAGUGUUGCGGCUGUAAAUAUUCAGCCCGGGUGUGCUGACGAACGUGAAGUCGCCGAGGGUAUAGGCGACCUCCACCUAGGGAGUGUCCUCUCAGCCUGCACUGCUCAAAGGACGGCUCUCACACUGGCUGCAUCAUUUCAAUGCACCCCCCCCCCCACCACCCCACACUCACAUACACACACGCACACCGGCACACACACAGACAGCUGUGAGUCAGAAGAGAGGAUUCUGCAGAGGGAUGGGCUGCAUGUGUCGCAUGUAGACCAAUAGGGUACCUACACAGACACACAGACAUACGGACGCGCGCAGACGCACGCGCGCAGACGCACGCGCUCCCCGCCCGGCUGCUCCCUGACAUGGCUCAGUCUGCCCGGCUGCUGUUGCUAAGGCGAUCCCUCAGCGAACAUCUCCACCGCUCCACCAAGACCCUGCAGCUUCUUCACAAAAGCAGCAGGGAGGCGCGUCAUGCAGAGAUAGAAGCCAAGGAGGUGUGUGAUUGGCUGAGAGCGGCAGGGUUUCCACAGUAUGCGCAGCUCUACGAAGAUGCUCAGUUUCCCAUUGACAUCUCCUCCGUGACCCGAGAUCAUGACUUCCUGGACCGGGAUGCCAUCGCCGCACUGUGCAGACGCUUGGCCACCCUUAACAAGUGCGCCAUGAUGAGGCUGGAGAUCACGCCCCCAAGGAAGCGGAACGAAGAUUCAGAUGAGGAUGAGCCGUGCGCCAUCAGCGGCCGCUGGGCCUUCGAGAGGGGUAGCAGACGCUGGUCCAGGAUCGCCGAGUCGGACGGCUGCAGCCAGCCUGCUGAGGUCAGCGUUGAGAGCGAGCUGUCCGAGGUGGUUUCCCUCCACAGUAUGGGCAGCAGCUCGGGCAGCACCGACCCUGGGCAUCCCAGUCUAGGCACCAGCUCCUCCAGCCGCUCUUCUGAAGGCCUUUCCUUGCCAGGAGAUGUUCCUCCACCAGCUGUACCUAGCUCUAGGCCGAUGGGGCGGAGCGCACGGUCCCGGGCCAAGAGCUUCCUACGUAGGAUGGAAACCCUACGUCUGCGAAGUUCCUCUACCAAGUCACGGAAGACGCCAUUGAGGCCGGUAAUCAGUGCCCCUGUGCCGCAGGAGGGUCUGCAUGAGGACGCCCUGCGCCGGCUGCGCUGCGUGGACGUCUCCAGCCUCCAGGGCCGCCCCCCGGCCCGGAACCACAGCGCCCCCUACUGCACCCAGACGAGCAGCAGCAGUAGCCAGUCAGAAGCCAGCAGCGCCGUGAGCACGCCCAGCCCCAUCACUCGCUCGCGUAACCGCAGCAGCUCUGGUCACAACGCCAGCAAGCGAGGCGGGCUCUACCUAGAGGGCUUGGACCCUGCUGUUCUGCUGGAUGGAGUAGACUUGCUCGGCCUGCCCCAAUUCCUGCCCAUUACUCGAGAUGAGAAGCAGAAGUACAAAGGCACAGGAACGUUGGAUGAGGACCGUGAAGAGGAGGAGGCAGAGAUCAUCUUCUUCAUCCCAGAAGGCCACAAGCCAGGUACCUUCCCCAAGGCACUACGCCGCAGCAUCGCCCCCUACAGGAGCCACUCAGAGGGCGAACGGGGUGGUAGCUGGGGGUCACGCAAGCGCAGCGGCUCAGCAGGCUCCAUCGACAGUCGGCUCAGCCUGUACGAUAACGUGCCCCCCGAACCCCCUGGAAUGGAUCCCCCUGAACCGCAGUUGGAUGACAUCCUGCGGCAGGUGGACGGCCUGCAGCGGCUGGUCAGCGAGUGGGCCGAGGAGGAGGCCGACUCAGACUCCGCCCUAGACUCGCCGCUGCAGCACCAGCUGGAGGAGGCGGAGAGCAGCAGUGACCUGGACAGCGCGGCCCAUGUCAGCGAGCAGGAGGAGGGCCUGACAGGUCGAGACCGGAGGGACUCCGGCGUGGGAGCCUCCCUGACCAGGCCAAGCAGGCCCCCCAAGCUGCGCUGGCCAAGCUUCCAGGACUCGCACCGUGCCAGCCUCCCCUCUGCUCCCAUGCAGCUCAGCUCCCAGUCUGUGCUUCAGAUGAACCUGCUGCAGAAGCUGGCUCUGCUCAAGCUCACCGCCCUGCUAGAGAAGCACACACCGGGACAUAAGCACAGCCUUAGCUGCAGGGUGAUGCCCCGGUUCAUGAAGAGACCCAAACUGCGGGAUUACCGGGAUAGGAGUGUCUUCGGCGUGUCUCUGCAGCUGAACAUGCAGCACAGCGGACAGCCCCUCCCCCUGGGCAUCCAGCAAGCUAUGCGCUACCUGCGCAGCCAAUGCCUGGACCAGGUGGGCCUGUUCAGGAAGUCGGGGGUCAAGUCGCGCAUUCAGGCGCUGAGGCAGAUGAACGAGGCCUGCCCCGAUGGUGUCGGCUACGAUGGCCAGUCGGCCUACGACGUGGCGGAUAUGCUGAAGCAGUACUUCAGAGAUCUUCCCGAGCCUCUGCUGACCAGCAAGCUAGGAGAGACCUUCCUACAGAUCUACCAGUAUAUCCCCAAAGAGCAGCGCUUGCAGGCCGUCCGUGCGGCCGUGCUGCUGUUGCCUGACCACCACAGGGAGGCGCUGCAGACGCUGCUUUACUUCCUGAGUGAUGUUGCCGCCGCCGCCGCCGAUAACCAGAUGACCUGCACCAACCUGGCCGUGUGCUUGGCGCCCUCUCUCUUCCACCUGAACACACUGCGGCGGGACGGCUCCUCCACCAGGGUGAUGCAGCGGAAGCAGAGCCUGGGAAAACCGGACCAGAAGGACCUGAAUGAGAACCUGGCAGCCACCCAAGGCCUGGCCCACAUGAUCGCAGAGUGCAGGAAGAUCUUCCUGAUUCCGGAAGAAAUGAGUCGAUGCAGGAAUUCGUACACGGAUCAGGGCUUGAAGCCCCCGGGACAGGGGAAGCUGACCACUCACGGGGGCAUCCUGAAGGAAAGCCUGGAUGGCCUCUUGAAGGAGGCCAAAGACCGUUUCCGGGGCUACGACAGCCGAUCGACAAUGGAGCCUGCAGAGCUGGCGAGCAAGAAGGUGCAGGAUGGAGUUCCGCUGAGGUUCUGGAAGGCAGCUCUAGAGGUGCCAGCGACCCCUGAGGAAGUCCUGACCCGGCUGCUGCGAGAGCAGCACCGCUGGGAUGAUGACCUUCUGGAGGCCCAGGUUCUGGAAACGUUGGACCCACAGACUGAAGUGUAUCAGUAUGUGCGGGACAGCAUGGCACCGCAUCCUCCACGUGACCAUGUCCUUCUCAGGACAUGGGUGACAGACCUGCCAAAAGGUGCAUGUGCCUUGGUCUGUACCUCCGUGGACCAUGAGGGGGCGCCAGUGUUGGGCGUGCGGGUUAAUGUCCUGACAGCCCGCUACUUCAUUGAACCUAGCCGUCCUGGACGGUCUCGUCUUACGUAUAUCUCAAGGUUGGACUGCAGGGGCCGUCUCCCGGAGUAUAACAGUAAGAUCUUCGGAAACCUGUGUGCAGCUGAAGUGGUGCGGAUACGAGAUUCUUUCACGGCUCACACAGAGAAAUGAACCACCACCCAGUGGCAGUCCUUAUGGGGAAUGUCUCUUCUGCGUACAGCAGACAUGGUGCAGAAAAGCGUAACCUGCUCUUCCACAGGGGGACCCUUUUGCACACAGAGAAAAAACAGCCAGCCCCAGACUCUGAUCACGUCUGCACACAUUCAGCUGCUUCGCUGGAAUAACAGGCUACAGGGCAAGCCACAUGCAGGCCAAUGUGAUCCUGAGCUCUCCAGCAGGGGGCGAUAUUGCUUCUGAGAAGCAAGAGAAUACACUUACUUGUUUGUAUUUAUAUAUGCAUGGGCGAAUAGAUAUGUGUUCUACUCUGCACUCAACCCUGUAUGUAAUUAUGCAUUACAGGGAAGGCUUUACAUGUUAUUGUACUGUAAAAGGCUAUGCAGGAAAUGCGCUGGUAUGCAAUACUUUUGAUGGAAUUAAUGCAAGAUGGAAUGAUGGACAGACCAAAAGUGGUAGAGAAAUGUGUGUAUAAUCUCGCAGGGUAAUCAUGAGCAAGACAACUUGUUCAUGUUGAGAAGAGGUCCAAAGAAACCUAUAUGACAUGAGUAAAACAAAAUCUGGGCUAAGUUCGAACUUAUUGAGCUUUUUGUAAGAUUUCUCCCAAAUACUUUACCUGUUAGAAGUGAAGCUCUGUGCAUGUUAUUCUAAUUGUUUGCUGGGAAAGUGCUUCACAAGCAAUAGUAGAUAUGCAUUACAUCUGAACGCAGUUUACAUAAACAACUGCAAUGAACAUUUAUCAAUAUAGAAUCAUUCUUUAAGGAUCAUUCAUCAAAAUGUCUUACAGAAAUGGAAUUCAGAGUUGGUCCGACUUAAUGUGUUGAGAAAGAGCCACCGUAUCUUGAUAUAUAUGUAUAUAUAAAGAAAAUAUAAAUUAUGGAUUUUUUAAAUUAAAAUGUAUCUGUCCUUUUAUAAAGGGGCUACUAUACAGGUUUUACUGUAAAGACAAUAAUGGCCAAUACACGAAGACCCAUAACUGCAUCCUAUUCUGUGGGAAGCAGUGAAAAGUGUAGGUUUAUAUCAGAGAAGGACAACACUAUAUGUACGUUUUCUGCAUCAUUUUAUCAGUAUUAAGCAACAUGAAGUUAAUGCUAAACGUUAAAUUUACAGAUCUGCAAAAAUAUUUACUUCACUUCCUGUACAUGAUGCAUAACUUGUAUACAUUAAUGGGAUUCAGACAAAAUAAAAGUAAUGCAUGACUAUAAAAAUUUGUUUAAAGUAUUCUGGUAUUUAUAUAUCAGAUAUUCAUUUUCAAUAGGAACAGCAUUUGAUUGUAAAUGUUAUUCUUUAAGUUAAGGUAAAUAUACGUUAUAUCAUUUUAUAUGCAUUUUUCUGUACAGUUCACCAACAUUAAGUGCCCUAUUAAAUGAGUUAAAGAAAA
Messenger RNA from Paramormyrops kingsleyae, 8128 nucleotides. Lineage: Eukaryota; Metazoa; Chordata; Actinopteri; Osteoglossiformes; Mormyridae. The record is from RefSeq and is a predicted model, not a curated record.